AUGGACAGCCCCGAACCCGAUACGCCCUUUGCGGCCGUCAGUGCUCAGACGACAAGAGCUGGAAUGCUCUACCAAUCGUACCUGGACAAGUCAACGCCGUACAAGACAUACCGAUGGAUCGGAACUGGCGUUGUCUUCUUGAUGUUUGGCCUGCGCAUUUUCUUCGCUCAAGGCUGGUAUAUCGUCGCAUAUUCUCUCGGCAUUUACCUUCUGAACCUUUUCCUCGCAUUCAUCUCGCCCAAGUUCGAUCCCGGUCUCGAGUCCGCCGAGGACAUGGAGGAGGGCAGUAGUGGUGACCUUCCCACAAAGUCGACCGACGAGUUCAAGCCAUUCGUGCGCCGCCUCCCCGAAUUCAAGUUCUGGCACGCCGCCACUCGCGCAAUCGUCAUUGGUUUCUUGUGUUCAUGGAGCGAGAUCUUCAACUUGCCUGUCUUCUGGCCUGUUCUGGUCGUCUACUGGUUGAUUCUUGUUGUCUUGACCAUGCGCCGCCAGAUCCAGCACAUGCUGAAGUACAAAUAUGUCCCGUGGGACUUUGGCAAGAAGAACUACGCCGGCGCCAAGAACAGCAACUGA
This is a messenger RNA of Aureobasidium namibiae CBS 147.97, 573 nucleotides long. Its product is annotated as retrieval of early ER protein Rer1. Bases 1 to 573 code for a protein of 190 amino acids. Gene Ontology annotation, biological process: retrograde vesicle-mediated transport, Golgi to endoplasmic reticulum; protein retention in ER lumen. Gene Ontology annotation, cellular component: Golgi membrane. The transcript is spliced from 4 exons. The record is from RefSeq and is a predicted model, not a curated record. Lineage: Eukaryota; Fungi; Ascomycota; Dothideomycetes; Dothideales; Saccotheciaceae.